Molecule: messenger RNA, 1155 nt
Organism: Penicillium robsamsonii
Lineage: Eukaryota; Fungi; Ascomycota; Eurotiomycetes; Eurotiales; Aspergillaceae
Product: putative aryl-alcohol dehydrogenase Aad14
Exons: 1
Coding region: 1-1155 (384 amino acids)
Source: RefSeq, a predicted model, not a curated record
AUGGCUGAAAUUUGGGCUCCUGCUCCUGAACCGACCACCGAGUUGGGGCGGUACCGUGUUCUCUCUUCUACAGCUGGGAUUCACGUCUCGCCCCUUCAGCUUGGAGCCAUGUCCAUUGGCAAUGCAUGGGCAGAGUCAAUGGGUUCAAUGAGCAAGGAGGAGUCCUUCAAACUUCUCGACGCAUUUCAUGAAGCCGGCGGAAAUUUCAUCGAUACCUCAAACAAUUACCAGGACGAACAAUCGGAGACUUGGAUUGGGCAAUGGAUGGCCGAACGCAAGAACCGCGAUCAAUUGGUGAUUGCUACCAAAUUCACGACAGACUUUCGGUCCUACAAGCUAGGCAAGGGAAAGGUACCCAACCAUUGCGGUAACCAUAAGCGAAGCCUUCACAUGAGUGUUCGGGAUUCAUUGAAGAAACUGCAAACCGAUUGGAUUGAUAUCCUAUACCUCCACUGGUGGGAUCAAACCACUUCAAUUGAAGAGAUCAUGGAUAGUCUUCAUAUCCUAGUGGAACAGGGUAAGGUGCUCUACCUGGGCAUUUCGGAUACCCCGGCGUGGGUUGUGGCAGCGGCAAACUCGUAUGCUCGAGCCCAUGGAAAGACACCCUUCAGUAUCUACCAGGGUAGAUGGAAUGUCAUGCUCCGUGAUUUUGAACGCGAGAUCAUCCCGAUGGCCCGCCAUUUUGGAAUGGCGCUUGCCCCUUGGGAUGUCAUGGGCGGCGGAAAAUUCAAAACGAAGGAGGAAAUUGAAAAGCGCAAAGCUCAAGGAGAGGGUCUCCGUAGCAUAUUGAAUGCAGAGCAAAGCGAAGAAGAAGCUGCAAUGAGUGCAGCACUUGAAAAGGUGGCUAAGGAGCAUGGGAUUAAAUCCCUCACCGCAGUUGCCCUGGCAUACGUGAUGGCGAAAGCACCAAAUGUGUUUCCUCUUGUCGGCGGCCGCAAAGUCGAACAUCUCAAGGACAACAUCCAGGCUCUCAAACUACGAUUGACAGCAGAGCAAAUCGAAUACCUUGAGAGCCAAAAGGACUUUGAUGUUGGCUUCCCAGGCAACUUUAUUGGCCCGGAUCCCAAAGUGACUGGGAAAGCCUCCUUCCUCUUGGCUGCCAACGCUCCAUAUUCGUUUGUGCGCGCACCCAAGUCUAUUACCAGCCCAGAAUAA